AUGACUCCGGCUUGGGGGGACUAUGUUGGGACCCUGCCGGCAGCGGAGGUGGAUCCCUUCUUUCGCCCACCGGAGACAUCCACGAGAAAGGGCAAGAAGAUGAAGCGACAAGCGGAUGACAAUUACGUUGCCAUGUCGUAUUGGUGGGGUCCGAAGGACGAAGAGCCAACUGCCGAGAUUGUGGUGAAUGGACGGAUUGUCAAGGUGAGAGAGAAUCUGGAGGCCGGGCUGAGACAGUUCCGGGAGAUGGAGUACUUCCAGCAGGGGGGGAAGAUUUGGAUCGAUUCGCUCUGUAUCAACCAGCAGGACGAGGCCGAGAAACAGGAUCAGGUGCAGAUGAUGGCCUCCAUCUACCGCUGUGCCGGUAACGUCAUGGUCUGGCUGGGGCCCGCUGAUAUUGAAAGCGGAUGCUCCAUCACGUUUCUCGAGAACGCAGGGGCCGAUUUCCGAGCCGAGUAUGUUGAGGCAUUUGAUGGCGCCGAUCCCAUAACUGCACACACCUGGCGCACUAUGGCUCUCGUCCGCAUGGAGACAAGCUACAACCGAUUCAGCGAUGAGCUAAGGACUGAGCCAACAAGGCUGCUAGACCCACGUCAGGAAUUGCUGGAUGAUGUCGCCUUCGCCUUCCAUAGCUUCUUUGCCCGCCCCUACUGGCGGCGGCUGUGGAUCAUUCAAGAGCUUUGUAUGGGCCGCGGCGGCAUGCCCAUCGUCUGCGGGGACCGGGUUACCCAGUGGCGGUACAUCCGCGAUGGCGUGCUGAAGUUUAUGUCCAUCUUGGACAUUCUCGAUGAGAGAAGAAGGGGGUCCUCGAGUCUCGAUAAGAGGGCUUCUCUGCAAGAAUCACUAAGCCACGUUGCGCAGAUCGCUCAGCUCGAAAUCAUGGGCCACAGACGCAAAAUCCAGCAUGUCGACGACAACAGGCUGCCCCUGAUUGCUCCGACUUGGCUUGAACACGGACCGCUGCUUGGCAGCGCUCUUCGAAGAGCCGUGGUCCUCGCGUCGCGGACAGACUGCUCAAGAUCACACGACCGCAUCUACGGCAUGCUCAGCAUCCCCGCAAUUCCCGAUCUCGGUAUCAAGGUCGACUACACCAAACCCCUCGCCGACGUUUUCACCGAGUUCAGCGCCGCGUGCGUCAAACAUGGUAGUCUUGACUUCUUCGCCAUUUUGGAUGGCGGGCGUAUGUCUCUGACAGAUGAACACGGCAAUCCUCAGGAUCCCGACAAACCAUCCUGGGUCCCGGACUAUGGCGCCAAGCCGGAGAGGCGCAUCGGUAUUCUUGACGGCGUGUGGCAUGCCGGGGGAUAUGUGCCGGUCAGCUUUGCCCAGCCUGUUGUUGGCCCGCAGAACUUCCUAUGCUGCCAGGGCAAGGUAGUUGACACGGUGGAUGGCACUGGGGCUAUAUCGCAGGCAGAUGUAGAGUCCGGAGCCAUGAUUUUCAAGCCGGAGGAUGACUUACUUUCACUUCAACAGCCCACCGUACCCGACUCGGAAUCAGAAAAUCAGAAUCCGCAACUGAGGGGAGAAGCUGUCAUCUACAACGUCCUAGUCGGGGGUUGUGACAGGAACGGAAUGGAAGCUCCGGCCUCGUUCAAGUGUUUGUACACAGCGUUCCCGCCUGAAGAGCCAUUCAAAUGCUCUGCUUUCUACCGCAAUUGGCAGUUCCUCAAUUCGACCGCGGACCUGAUGGUGCACGGGAAACCCCUAUCGUCAUACUUUGACAGCGCGUCCACGCCUGCCUACACCAUGAGCGGCGCGUCUGAGACGGCUGCCGCCCGCCAGGCAAUGGAAAUGCGAACCAAAAUGCGACGCUUGAUAGUUACAAAGGCGGGAUAUCUUGGGCUCGCGCCUGUGCAGACCAGGCCCGGGGAUGUCGUGAUUGACAUUGUGGGCCAUCCCACACCGCUGAUUGCCCGCAAGGACGGAACCAUGGAUGGCCAGGACUUUUGGUAUCUGAUUGGCGAGGCGUACAUCGCAGGGCUGAUGGGGGCUGAGAAGAUGCCGCUGUCGACGAAACAUUGGCAUCAGAAGGAGACGAGGCGAGCCAUGGCCGAAAUGGAUAUCAUUAUCUUUGUAUGA
Messenger RNA from Canariomyces notabilis, 2079 nucleotides. Its product is annotated as HET-domain-containing protein. NCBI's taxonomy places the organism in Eukaryota, Fungi, Ascomycota, Sordariomycetes, Sordariales, Chaetomiaceae. The transcript has 2 exons. The record is from RefSeq and is a predicted model, not a curated record. Bases 1 to 2079 code for a protein of 692 amino acids.